Molecule: messenger RNA, 2721 nt
Organism: Gadus morhua (Atlantic cod)
Lineage: Eukaryota; Metazoa; Chordata; Actinopteri; Gadiformes; Gadidae
Gene: tmem229a
Product: transmembrane protein 229A
Exons: 1
Coding region: 306-1430 (374 amino acids)
Source: RefSeq, a predicted model, not a curated record
CUCUCUCUCUCUCUCUCUCUCUCUCACGUGAGUCUCUCACAAGAGUUAUCAGACGGCCAGCCUCCUGGCAGCAGAGACUAUUCCACACAACACCUCGACGAACAAACACACAGACAUAGACACACACGCACAAACGCGCGCGCACACACACACACACACACACACACACACACACACACACACACACACACACACACACACACACACACACACACACACACACACACAAAACAACAUGCGUCAAAGAAAGACCCGCAGCGGCGAGCUUUCGCAGUAACCCUCCUCAACCUCCUCAUCCUCGGGAGAUGAUGGCCAGCCGGUGCGGAGACGCAAACACCGGACUAAACACGACCACCAACCGACGAGGCGCCUCCGGUGCGACCGGUGAUGAUGAUGCGACGAAGACCACGAAGAACACCACGGCUCUCCCUCGCUGGAUGCGGCUUUAUUUCUAUGGCAUGCACGGGGUGGCCGUGGACGUCCUGCUGUCUUCAUUCUGUGGGAUCGUUUUCGAGCGGGACCCCAAAUUGGUAGGCUACUCCUCGCCGUACCUGUGCCUCGCUCACUGCCUCACCCACUGGGCGCUGGAGCGGCUCCACGCGCGGAGGAAGCUGUUCCCCGGUGGUCCCGCGGUGUUCUCGCUCGUGCUCUACCCUUGCGUGUACAUUGGCCUGCACAUCCUCCUCCUCGAGAGUGUAAACAUAGGCUCGCGGGCGGGACCGGGGCUCGCGCUGGCUGGGGUGACCCCCUUGCAGAUCGCGGUGCAGUACCUCGUGGCGCUAUACUUCUCCCGCGUCUUCCACCCGUGGCUGUCCCGCCUACGGUACCACCACCCCCGCCCCCACCCCGGCUUCACGGAGCACAAAAACGGGGUUCAGGUGGCCGAGCAUGGGGGCCUCAAGGGUAUCCCGGAACACGGACUCAACGGUCUCCCGGACAUGGCCCACUUGGUGUUCUACGGCAUGCACGGCUUCCUGGACGAGGUGGUGUUCACCGCCGCCUUCAACCUGAUGGAGCGGCGCGCGCUCGGCGGCCACACGUCCCUGUGGUCCUUCCUGAUGUACGGCACGUGCAGCUUCGUGGUUGAGAAGCUGUACGUGCGCCUGCGCUACGCGUGGGGCUGGGGCACGUGGCGGCGGCUGCCCCUCUACGUGGCCUUUAUCUACGCCUGGGAGCUCACGUCGGGACUCGCGCUGAGGCAGGUGGGCGCGUGCUCGUGGGAUUACUCUCACUACCCGGGUAACUUCAUGGGGCUGGUGACCAUCGUGUACCUGCCCGGCUGGAUGGGACUGAGUCUGUACCAGGAUGUCCUGUCCAACGUGCUGUUCCGUGUCCAGUGGGUGGGGGGGUCGGGGGAGGUUGAGGAUGGGGGGGAAGAGGAGGAGGACGGGGAGAGUGGGAAGAUGGAUCUAAGUAAAAAGUUGUUGUAAGUUGUGUAAAGAGUCGUUUUAUGAACGAUGAAUAAGGCACCCCCAGGCAUAGAAUAAAAAAAAAUUCCAGUGAAAGCAAAGCCCUUUCAUUAUUGUGGAUCAAGUUGAUUGACGUUUUCAUUGAUUUAUUUACAUUCCUGACAGAGUCGAGUGUGAUUGUUUUUUUGGCGUUUGGGUCUCGGCCUACCCUUGCUUAGACCUGUUAUUGUCGACUGUGUGGCUCCCGGCCGGGGCCUUGUGUCAGGGACCUUUCCUUAGUGAGCAUGUGGGUGUUCCAUUACAGAGUGGAAACCGGCCUGACCUGUUCUCGGUGCCAAACACGAAUAGCAACUUCCUGGUGAAGGUGUGACGGAAAUCUCUUGUUGUUAAGAAUUGAAAGUUGGGAGGAUAUUUAUGCGUCGGGAUUUGGGAGGAUAUUUGUUGUUAUCUUGUCUGGGUAUGAGUAUGUUCUUUAGGUUUGACUCAUUGAUCGGUCCUACACUGCCAUUUCUAAUGAUUGUGAUUUCACCGUUGGGAAUGUUAUUCACAUUGGGUCCUAUAGGCCUCCUUCAGACAAACAGUAUCACCAUUUUUUGUAAUUUGUAAGUAAACUCAACACCCCUCUUUGGUGUUGGAAGUGCGUUAAAACCAUUCACUAGCAUGCCUUUACAAUUUGUUUUUAUUGCAUGUUGUGCAAAAUGGAACAUAGCCUCCAGGAAGACCAAGGCCAGAAGACCGAUACGUCAAUAUUUGCUGUUAAGCAUAAAAUAACGAAAAUAUAAGAAGACAAAUAUUUUAAAGACGCCUUAAAUUCAAUCCCAAAUUGUUCCUUGUUUAUUGUGUCAGUAACAAAUAUAUAGACUAGGCCUACUUGUUUUCUUUCUCUCUAAAGGACAUACCACUUUCUUACCACCGUUGUUCGCGUUUGUGUUCACAUCAGCCACGUCCUUGAAUGAAACCUAUUGACACAUGAAAGAGUUGAACGGAUAACCCUCGCAGUCACAUGGAGCCAGAGGAAGCGAAGUGUAACCGAUUGGAUUUGACCUGCAGCGAUGGGGCUGAAUAUACUGUGAAUCAUUCAAUGGAUCCAAUGAAUCUCCCCCUGUCCCCUAUGCUGGAGUGCCUUACCUCGAUAUCCAAUAAGGCAGCUGGACUGGAGAGACAAUAGCCCUGUGUUUACUAUGGGGCAUCUGUCUCGCUAGCGAAACCGGAAACACACUUUUAUGGCGGCCCGCUGGCAGCCAUUGUUAUCGCCUGACAUAUGGUUUAUUUUCAUGUGAGGAGAUUGUUUGAUUAAAUUGCUAAAUAAUUG